Molecule: messenger RNA, 681 nt
Organism: Aspergillus neoniger CBS 115656
Lineage: Eukaryota; Fungi; Ascomycota; Eurotiomycetes; Eurotiales; Aspergillaceae
Exons: 3
Coding region: 43-681 (212 amino acids)
Source: RefSeq, a predicted model, not a curated record
GACCCGGCGAAUUCCUUCAUUCACUCCCCAACCUCUGUCACCAUGGCCGACGAUGAGCAAGAUGCUUUGGACGCGCUUGAGCGUGAGGCCUCUGACUUUGUCAAGGAUGCAGAAAUUGACCGCAUUCGGAAGGCGUUCUCCUUAGACGCCUACGCGGUCCUUGAUCUCCAACCAGGUGUCCCCGAAUCCGACAUCAAAGUCCAGUACCGCAAAAAGUCCCUUCUCAUCCACCCCGAUAAGACGAAGAACCCGGCCGCCCCCGAUGCCUUUGAUCGCCUCAAGAAAGCGCACACGGCACUUAUGGACGAAAAGUCGCGCACAUACCUAGACGAAUGUAUCGCGGACGCGCGACGACUUUUGAUCCGCGAACACAAGUACUCGCUAGAUUCGGAAGAGCUAAAGACAGACGAAUUCAAGAAAGAAUGGCGCCAAAAGACAGUGCAGGUACUCUUAGAAGAGGAGGCACGGCGGCGAAGACAAGCCAAGGCCAAGCUUCAGGAAGAAGGUCGGGAGAGGCGCAAGGAAGAAGAGGAGUUGGAGGCGCGGAAGCGGAAACGGGACCAGGAUAAAGCGUGGGAAGAUAGCCGUGAGGAGCGCAUUGGCAGCUGGCGAGAUUGGCAGAAGGGGGUGAAGAAGGAUGGGGACAAGAAAAAGAAAAAGAAGAUGAAGGUAUUGGGGUGA